Molecule: messenger RNA, 2919 nt
Organism: Callorhinus ursinus (northern fur seal)
Lineage: Eukaryota; Metazoa; Chordata; Mammalia; Carnivora; Otariidae
Gene: SYNPO2L
Product: synaptopodin 2 like
Biological process (GO): positive regulation of actin filament bundle assembly
Cellular component (GO): actin cytoskeleton; nucleus; Z disc
Molecular function (GO): actin binding
Source: RefSeq, a predicted model, not a curated record
AUGGGUGCUGAGGAGAAGGUGCUGGUCACAUUGUCAGGGGGAGCCCCCUGGGGCUUCCGACUUCAGGGGGGGGCCGAGCAGAGGAAACCUUUACAGGUGUCCAAGAUCCGAAGACGGAGCCAGGCUGGCAGAGCAGGACUCCGAGAGAGGGACCAGCUUUUGGCCAUCAAUGGGGUCUCCUGCACCAGCCUCUCUCAUGCCAGUGCCAUGAGCCUCAUUGAUGCCUCAGGGAAUCAACUGGUCCUCACGGUGCGGCGGGUAGAGGAUGAAGGGCCUGUGCGGUCUCCAUCCCCUGGUGAGCUUCAGGUGUUGUCACCCUUAUCUCCACUGAGUCCUGAGCCCCCUGGCGCUCCAGUUCCCCAGCCUCUUCAGCCCGGGAGCCUCCUCUCACCCCCUGACAGUGAGGCUUACUACGGAGAGACAGACAGUGAUGCCGAUGGCCCUGCCACCCAGGAGAAGCCCCGUCGACCCCGCCGCAGAGGUCCCACGAGGCCCUCCCCUCCAGGAGCCCUACCUGAUGAGGUCUACCUAUCCGACAGCCCUGCAGAGCCAGCACCUGCCAUCGCUGGUCCUCCCAGUCAGGUCGAUAGCCGUGUGAGCUCCCCAUCUUGGGAGGAUGGGGCAACCCUUCAGCCACCCCCAGCCGAGGCCCUGCUGUUGCCCCACGGCCCCCUCCGGCCUGGCCCUCAUCUCAUCCCUAUGGUGGGGCCUGUUCCCCAUCCGGUGGCAGAAGACCUCACUACCACCUACACCCAGAAGGCCAAGCAAGCCAAACUGCAACGGGCAGAGAGCCUCCAAGAGAAGAGUGUGAAGGAGGCCAAGACCAAAUGCCGGACGAUUGCAUCCCUACUAACUGCAGCCCCCAAUCCCCACUCCAAGGGGGUGCUUAUGUUUAAGAAACGACGGCAGAGAGCCAAGAAGUACACCCUAGUGAGCUUCGGGGCUGCAGCUGGGACAGGAGCUGAGGAAGAAGACGGGGUCCCUCCCACGAGCGAGUCCGAGCUGGACGAGGAGACCUUCUCUGACGCCCGCAGCCUCACCAACCAGUGCGACUGGGACAGCCCCUAUCUGGACAUGGAGCUGGCCAGGCCAGGCUCAGUUGCAGCAGAGGGCCAGGGCGGGCAGCUGAGUGAGGCCUCGGGCAGAGGGGCCCAGCUCUUUGAACAGCAGCGCCAGCGCACAGCCUCUAGCACCCAGGAGCUGGCCCGGGAUGGUCCAGCAGCCAUACUCAAUGGGCAGGGCCUGCAGUCACCACCUCGGGCCCAGAGUGCUCCUCCAGAGGCGGCUAUGCUCCCAUCCAGCCCUUCGCCAGCGCCUGUAGCCAGCCCCAGUCCCUUCCUCUCAGGCGGUGGAGCCCCAACCCCAGCUCCAAACAUCUUUAACCGGUCAGCCAGGCCCUUCACCCCAGGCUUACAAGGGCAGCGGCCAGGUACCACUUCGGUGAUUUUCCGGCCGCUAGCUCCCAAGAGGGCGAACGAAAGUCUGGGAGGCCUCAGCCCCGCCCCACCGCCCUUCCUGUCCCCUCCACAGGGGCCCACCCCUCUGCCCAGUCACGUGCCAGCCUCCGGUUCCCCCAGCACUCCACGCUCCUCGGGCCCCGUGACAGCCACAAGUUCCCUGUACAUCCCAGCCCCCAAUCGUCCUGUAACGCCAGGAGGAACCCCAGAGCCUCCCGCUCCCCCUAGCGCCGCUGCCAUGACCUCCACCGCUUCUAUCUUCCUAUCGGCACCUCUGCGACCCUCUGCGCGCCCAGAGGCUCCCGCCCCAGGCCCCGGGGCACCUGAGCCCCCCAGCGCUCGGGAGCAGCGCAUCUCCGUGCCCGCUGCCCGCACUGGCAUCCUCCAGGAGGCCCGGCGACGGGGAACCCGGAAGCAGAUGUUCCGGCCGGGAAAGGAGGAGACGAAGAACUCGCCCAACCCCGAGCUGCUAUCGUUGGUGCAGAACCUGGAUGAAAAACCCCGGGCCGGGGGAGCAGAAUCUGGUCCAGAGGAGGAUGCUCUGAGCCUCGGGGCUGAAGCCUGCAACUUCAUGCAGCCACCAGGGGGCAGGAGUUACAAGACUCGGUCUCACGUGACACCUAAAACCCCGCCUCCAAUGUCUCCCAAGACCCCGCCCCCAAUGCCUCCUAAGACUCCACCCCCAGUGGCUCCUAAGCCCCCAUCUCGAGGGUUCCUUGAUGGGCUAGUGAAUGGGGCGGCCCCUUCGGCUGGAAUCCCUGAGCCAGCAAGGCUUCAGGGCAGGGGUGGGGAGCUGUUUGCCAAGCGGCAGAGCCGAGCAGACAGGUAUGUGGUGGAAGCUACACCUAGUCCUGGCCUUAGCCUUGGCCUUGGCCCUCGGCCCAGAAGCCCUUCCCCUACACCCUCACUGCCCCCUUCCUGGAAAUAUUCACCCAACAUUCGUGCCCCACCUCCUAUUGCUUACAACCCACUGCUCUCACCCUUUUUUCCCCAGGCUGCUCGAACUCUCCCUAAUAAGGCCCAAUCUCAGGGUCCUCGGGCAACCCCCAAGCAGGGUAUCAAGGCUCUGGAUUUCAUGCGGCACCAGCCCUACCAACUUAAAACUGCCAUGUUCUGUUUCGAUGAGGUUCCCCAGACUCCUGGCCCCACUUCCUUAGGGCCCCCCAAAACUGCCCGAGUCCAGGAGAUCCGCCGAUUUUCCACUCCAGCACCCCAGCCCACUGCAGAACCCCUGGCCCCCACUGUGCUUGCCCCAAGAGCAGCCACUACAUUGGAUGAGCCCAUCUGGAGGGCAGAGCUGGCCUCAACCCCUAUACUAAGCCCAGCCCCUCCUCCAGAGUCUCCCAGGGGUCUCGGGACUUCCCCCAGCUCCUGUGGCUUCCAGGUAGCCAGGCCCCGGUUCUCAGCCACCAGAACUGGAUUGCAAGCUCACGUGUGGAGGCCGGGGGCAGGCCACCACUGA